This is a messenger RNA of Epinephelus moara (kelp grouper), 1080 nucleotides long. Its product is annotated as probable serine/threonine-protein kinase fhkB. The coding region runs from base 1 to 1080 and encodes 359 amino acids. The record is from RefSeq and is a predicted model, not a curated record. The transcript has a single exon. Lineage: Eukaryota; Metazoa; Chordata; Actinopteri; Perciformes; Serranidae.
AUGUCACGUGACCACAACCUCAUCCCGUCACACGACCACAACCUCAUCCCGUCACACGACCACAACCUCAUCCCGUCACCUGAUCACAACCUCAUCCAGUCACGUGACCACAACCUCAUCAUGUCACAUGACCACAACCUCAUCCGGUCACAGGACCACAACCUCAUCCAGUCACGUGACCACAACCUCAUCCAGUCACGUGACCACAACCUCAUCAUGUCACGUGACCACAACCUCAUCCAGUCACGUGACCACAACCUCAUCAAGUCACAUGACCACAACCUCAUCACGUCACAUGACCACAACCUCAUCCGGUCACAUGACCACAACCUCAUCCGGUCACAUGACCACAACCUCAUCCGGUCACAUGAUCACAACCUCACCCGGUCACAUGAUCACAACCUCACCCGGUCACGUGAUCACAACCUCAUCCGGUCACAUGACCACAACCUCAUCCGGUCACGUGAUCACAACCUCAUCCGGUCACAUGAUCACAACCUCAUCCGGUCACGUGAUCACAACCUCACCCGGUCACGUGAUCACAACCUCAUCCGGUCACGUGACCACAACCUCAUCCGGUCACAUGACCACAACCUCAUCCCGUCACGUGACCACAACCUCAUCCGGUCACGUGACCACAACCUCAUCCGGUCACAUGACCACAACCUCAUCCCGCGUGACCACAACCUCAUCCGGUCACAUGACCACAACCUCAUCCCGUCACGUGACCACAACCUCAUCAUGUCACAUGACCACAACCUCAUCAUGUCACAUGACCACAACCUCAUCCAGUCACAUGACCACAACCACUCACAUGACCACAACCUCAUCCAGUCACAUGACCACAACCACAUCCAGUCACAUGACCACAACCUCAUCCAGUCACAUGACCACAACCACAUCCAGUCACAUGACCACAACUUCAUCCAGUCACAUGACCACAACCUCAUCCAGUCACAUGACCACAACUUCAUCCAGUCACAUGACCACAACCUCAUCCAGUCACAUGACCACAACCUCAUCCAGUCACAUGACCACAACCUCAUCCAGUCACAGGACUCACAGCUGAUCAGGAGGUGA